Molecule: messenger RNA, 925 nt
Organism: Zingiber officinale
Lineage: Eukaryota; Viridiplantae; Streptophyta; Magnoliopsida; Zingiberales; Zingiberaceae
Product: auxin-responsive protein IAA33-like
Exons: 2
Coding region: 371-895 (174 amino acids)
Biological process (GO): regulation of DNA-templated transcription
Cellular component (GO): nucleus
Molecular function (GO): protein binding
Source: RefSeq, a predicted model, not a curated record
ACAUGAGAGAGUCAAACGGCGAGGCGGCCGCCGGCUGCAGCGGCAGAGGCAGCGGUCGAGACUACACCACCCCAUCUCCACGGAUUACAACAAGGAAAAUCACGCACCGACGUCUCUUCUACGCUUUUCCUCCGAUCCCUAGGAGGACAGCGCACAAACACCUUUCGUGCUUCCAAGCGAACCCAAUUCUCUCAUUGCCUUAUAUAAGCCCACAGCCUCUCUGGUAUCAUGCUCUAUCCACGUUUACUCUGUUUCGGACACACAGGUAGUUGCACUUAAUUAUAUAUACCUUAACGGUGACCUAUCAAUUUCAAUUUCCCAAAUCAAUCAGAGAGAGAGAGGUGGAGACGAGGGCCAAGCGGCGGAGACAAUGGACGGGGUGGAGCUUCAUCACGGCUCGCUCAAGCGGCGGUGGGUCGACGAGAAAGGGACCAGCAACCUGCACACCUUUUAUCGCUCCUGCUCGGCGCUUCAGACGUCGCCGCAACUGCAGCCGAGAGCUACGUCCACGUUCAAGCUGUUGAGUCUUUCCGUUGCGGGCGACGGUACGGUGGCGUCGGUCGUCCCUCCGGUGACUGUCGUCCUCGAGGGGCGCGCCAUCUGCCACCGCGUCUGCCUGGAGGACCACACGAGCUACGAAAGCUUGGCCAAGGCCCUGCGCCGCAUGUUCGUGGACUCGGACGAGGUAGGGGAGGAGGCGGAGGCGGAGCUGGCGCUGGCCAAUGCGGUACCGGGUCACGUGGUGGCCUAUGAAGACAUGGAGGACGACCUGCUCCUCGCCGGCGAUCUAAACUGGAAGGAUUUCGUCCGUGUGGCUAAGCGGAUUCGGAUAGUCCCGUCGAAGGCUAAUCGUCGGCGACAUUGUGGAAAAAGAGCUGGAAAUCGAGAAACAUAAUGAUCAUAUUUUCUACUAUUAAGCGAGAGA